Molecule: messenger RNA, 720 nt
Organism: Ostertagia ostertagi
Lineage: Eukaryota; Metazoa; Nematoda; Chromadorea; Rhabditida; Trichostrongylidae
Source: the annotation of a GenBank genome assembly
AUGCUGCGUCAGGAGAGGCUGCGGUUCCAUCAGGAAGACGUGAUUCGGGGUCAGAUCGUCGUCGCGGAAAUGAUGCGAAUAUUAGUGGCUCGGAGACUUUGCCAAGGCCCGCAGCAAAGCAACGCGUGGUGUACAAUAGCAAUAACAGUAAGUUCGUGCCUCUUCAGAAGAGUGCGACGAUUCGGGGAAAUACGAGACGCAGCUGGUCCUCAGAGAGGGAGAGGCGGUCGGGGCGGUCGUGGUGGUCGUGGUUUCAACCGUGGCGGCGCUACAACUGAUCGACGUAGUAGCUUCUCCGGUGCUGAGAAACCUGCUACGGCACCACCCGCCAGCGGAAAGCCAGCUGAGACGGAACCAGAGACCGCGGAACGAAAACCGUCGACGGAAAUGCGGACAGACCGUCCCGAACGAAAGGAAUAUCAUGGUUCACACGCUUCAUUACGAAGUGGUCGAACAGGCACUCUGCGAAAGAAUCGAGGUGGAGGCGCAGGAUUUGUCAAAGAUCGAACUCCAAGAGAUUCUCGAGAAAGCGACGGACCUUGGUCUGGUGAUAAAGCCGUGGACGGCGAAGCGCACAAAGAGCAGUCUAAGCCCUCCGAGGAACCCUCAGAUCGACAAAAUAAAAUCGAAGAUAAAGGGUCGGUGGCGCCGGUAAAGAAAGAUGUCGCCAAGUCUCCUCCCUCCUCUGCUGCGCCAGCUGCAGCUACGUCGUCUUCUACA